Messenger RNA from Exophiala viscosa, 1460 nucleotides. RefSeq lists its product as uncharacterized. The coding region runs from base 254 to 1339 and encodes 361 amino acids. The transcript has 2 exons. The record is from RefSeq and is a predicted model, not a curated record. Lineage: Eukaryota; Fungi; Ascomycota; Eurotiomycetes; Chaetothyriales; Herpotrichiellaceae.
CAUCGCGUCCUGAACCCCGCAAAGAGUGAAGUUGUCUCUAAGUUAGUCCACGACGAUCCCAGCCACCGAAUUCAUGCUCUUAUCAACAACUCUUCGAACAACCCAUGAGUACCUCAUAUCGAAGCACACACCGCAGAUGCUGACAGCUUGUGUUGAGCCCUGUAUCGAAAAUUGUUCUCAACGCGUCUCGCUAAUUUGAGCAUUGACCAAUCUCACCAGUUCAUGUCUUUAGAAUCUAUCACCAAGGUCCACCAUGAGUCGGGUCAGCAUCGCGGACAAAGGCUCCAAAUCCGUUGGAGCGUUGUGCAGCGAGCUGGGCAUGAACGCUGAGACCCAACGACACUUUCGUGAACACACUCGAGGUUAUCUCCAAUCGAAGUUUGGGACCGACCUUCCAACCACCACAGACGAAGGUAUCGAGCCCGUCGCUAAAGAAUACCUCGAAUCAGGGGAAGGUCGUUUCUGGUUCAAACAGAAUGCUGCGCUCAACUAUCACUGGGAGACUGCCGAGCAUCGUCCAAUUAUCACUCGCUAUAUAAACGCUGUCAUGAGGAAACAACGAGGGUAUGCUAUUGAUGUACUUCACCAACGACUCAGCAGACAACAUCGACGAGAUGGGAUUGCACCCAGUUGCCCUGGCUGUCUGCUUCAUCCAGCAGGGAAAGCCCCGACGAAGACCUCGACAGACUUUGGCGCCCCAGACCGUCCUAUCGAUCUUGGAUACUCAUCUGAUGUGUCCGACGUCCGAAGCAUCCACCAUGUCACAAGCAGAGGAAACACUCCAGACACACUCGAGAGCAAGAAGAGACCAAGAACGAGCCAUGACUAUCGUACGCUUUCAGGAGCCAAGAAGCGGGAAAUCCCAGACAGCAUUGCAACCGAGCCUGUCACCGUUGCCCCAAACAAAAGACAACGUUUCCACCGCAAGUCUACUGUAUCCAAAUCGACGCUGAACAACCUUUACAAAGAGGCCAGCAGUACCUCUGCCUCUCCAGAGGUCAAACCUCGGACACAGCCAGAGAAAAUCAUUUCGCUGAAAUAUGCUGACGCGUCCAUUAAAUAUCGCGGCAAGGUGUGGCGUUUCGACAGUAUCGCCCACAAAGCCAAGGUUCUCGAGCUGAUUUUACUGCAAGAAGAAAAAGAGGUCGAGUCGUACCCAAUCAUGGCGUUUUCCAAGGGUGCACAGAAAGCUGCUCCUGGUGCAGACGACGAUGAGGAGGGAAUCGGCGGUGCUGAUGUUGUCAAGGAUUACUUCCGGUUCUAUACCCACUUUAUGAACGAGAGGUUUCCUGGCAAUGAGAGAGUGUUGUUGGAGAAUGGAGUCAAGCCAUCAGCGUGAUGGUGUUUUGCAUUCACCGGCCACACACCUGUUUAGCGGAUCGGGCUUUGUUGUUAGCAUGCAUGGCGCUGGGGAGUUUGAUUUGUGUUGAUACUGAGUCUCAAGUUGCGAAAGAGAGAGC